AUGAACGACCGACCGACCGGGACGUGUACGACGACUGGAAACGGUCUCUCCCGCUCUCUUUCUCGUGAGUUCCCCGCGGGUUUUGAACCGCGAUGGACGUCACAUACUCAGACGGAAAGAAACGGGCGCCAUCGACGGCGAAUAGAGAGAGAGAGAGACGCUAAACGGGCGUCACCUGCCCUCGCUCUUGUGUGGAUGUCGUCGUACCGUGUUACGACUGGCUUGCUUGGCGAAGGGGUCGACGCGUCCCAGGUCGUGUGUCAUUGGCGGAAAGUCGAGAAAAACACGAGGUUCGGGAGCUGUUUGAAAUGUCCCAAUUGA
Peronospora matthiolae is the source of this 321-nucleotide messenger RNA. NCBI's taxonomy places the organism in Eukaryota, Oomycota, Peronosporomycetes, Peronosporales, Peronosporaceae. The record is from the annotation of a GenBank genome assembly.